GUCAGUUUUGUGAAAAGGUAAAUAGAAAGUGUAGUGGAAAAAUGGCGUCGUUGGAGCCGCUGCAAAAUAAAACAUGGGAUUUAUCGCUGUACGAGCUGAACCGAAUGCCCCAGGAGGCUAUCACGGACAACACGGAGAUUGCGGUUUCACCCCGUAGCCUGCACAGUGAGCUUAUGUGCCCGAUCUGUCUGGAUAUGUUGAAAAAGACGAUGACUACGAAAGAGUGUGUGAGUUACAAAUUGUCUUUUUUCUGUAUUCGCGGUGGAAAUUUGUUGAGUCUGAUGGAUGCGAUGGAUCUGCCAAAGCAAUGGACACCUAUUCUACAUAGGUUCUGCUCCGACUGCAUCAUUACGGCUCUUCGGAGUGGCAACAAGGAAUGUCCCACUUGUAGGAAAAAGUUGGUCUCAAAGCGUUCGCUGCGACCGGACCCUAACUUUGAUCUGUUGAUUUCUAAGAUUUACCCAAGUCGGGACGAGUACGAGGCCCACCAGGAACGGGUGUUGGCCAAAUUUAACCAGAGCCAUUCUCAGCAGGCCCUUGUCCAUUCCAUCAACGAAGGCAUUAAGUUGCAGUCACAAAAUCGGCCCAACCGUAAGCAAAAGAGUGAGAAUGAUUUGACGGCAUCGGCGGCGGCCGGAAAUGCCGGAUCUACUACCAAUUCGACGCAGAAUCCAACUGCACCGGUAGCUAGCAAUAAUCCAGCAAUUGUGGCCAUCAAUCCGGGCCCUGCGUUGAAUAACACUCCACAAGCUACGCCUGCAAACAACAGCAACAACAACAACGGAAAUGCCCCGCCGGAAAUCAUGAACCGGGAAGGUUCCUCCCACAAUCUGGCCGGAGAGCUAACCCGACAAUCGUCGAAUCCACCUUCGGUCCGCAGCACUCCGUCGCCGGUUCCUUCCAAUGUGAGCUCAGCAAGCAAGGCCAAACGGGCUCGAUCGGUGCUAACGUCGGAAAAGUCCGAAGAAUCCGAAAGCAACAGCGAAAUGGAUGGCCGGACGGAAGAAAACGAUUCCAACCUGGACACGGAGGGGGAAGGCAACUCCGAGCACGGAAGUGACGAAAUCGAGCUGGUUUUUAAGCCACACCCAACCGAAAUGACCGGCGAUAAUCCGUUGCUCAAGGCGUUAAAGGAAAAUUCGGUGCGAUACAUUAAGACCACGUCGAACGCCACAGUUGACCAUCUAUCCAAAUACCUGGCCAUGCGCCUAACGCUCGACUUGGAAACGGAACUCCCCGAGGCGCUAGUCAACUUUUGCAUCUACAUUGCACCACAACCGCAGCAGCUGGUUGUACUCAGCGGCAACCAAACUCUUUCGCAAGUUAACGAAAAGUUCUGGAAGAUCGCCAACAAGCCGCUUGAGAUGUACUACUCGUGGAAGAAGUCAUAGGGAACCGUACGCGCGUGUGGUUCAAAGUAGCUGCAGAAGCAGCGGGCACCAUCACAGCCAAAUAGACACAGCAGCGAUAGUAUUUGACACGGCGAGUUGAUGCAUUGUGCCGAAGCAAAAAGGAGGUCGAGACAAAAUCCCAAAACAGUAAAGCGAAAUGAUAUGUUUUAAAUACGACGGUAACAUCCUUAUUAUGUGGUGAAACGUAAAUUUUGCCAAAUUUGAAUCGAUUGUAUUUACCAUAGAGACCUAACAAAAGCAGUUAACGUGUCUAAUUAAAUUAAAGACUCAAUAACCUAUUUUAAACAUAAAUAAACAGACAGGAUAAAAAAUUUCACAACAUCUUCAUGUUAAAGUAGUUCAGUGUCGUUCAAGAUAGGUUACAAUAGUGCAGCGCAUACAUUUUAUAUGAAGUCAUAUAAUUACACUGAACCCCCGGUGGUUGGUCACUUUUUCGUUUGACACUUUUUUAGUUUGUACCCCGUUUGUUGGUCAAAAUCAAACUAAAAAGUGAUGAACUGUCACUCAAUCACAAUUGGCAGUGUGUGUGAAGUCAGUGUUAAAGGGGUGUCAAACUAAAAAGUGACCCCGUUCGUUUUACAACAGUUGGUGUCAAACCAUCGGGGUUUGAGUGUACAUUGCUUCGGAACAUUGCAUCAUCCUCAGAAUUAUUUUAUAUUUAUACGCUUUGGUGUAGAACUGCUAUGCGUAACUCUUGAAUUUCAAUUGAAUCAAUAAAUGUUUUGAAUGUGUAUGGAAAACAAAA
Culex pipiens pallens (northern house mosquito) is the source of this 2157-nucleotide messenger RNA. RefSeq names its product E3 ubiquitin-protein ligase RING1 (gene Sce). Gene Ontology annotation, cellular component: PcG protein complex; ubiquitin ligase complex. The record is from RefSeq and is a predicted model, not a curated record. Gene Ontology annotation, molecular function: chromatin binding; ubiquitin protein ligase activity. Bases 42 to 1391 code for a protein of 449 amino acids. Lineage: Eukaryota; Metazoa; Arthropoda; Insecta; Diptera; Culicidae. The transcript has 4 exons.